AUGCUAUCGGACCGCGUUGAAUUACCCAAUGUGAUUCCUGAGGAUUCUGAAGAAAGCGACUACGAUGACGUCCCACCAAUGAAAGCACCACUAACACGAAUUAUGAGACGGUUUUCGGAAGAUGUUUGUACCCGAAAAAGCGGCUCUCUUUCAAGCGAACACAACUCGCGUUAUGCUUCUGAAAUGAGGGAAAAAUGGAGAAAAACGAAAUCUGAGGAGUACGAAUUCAAGACUCGUCCUACGGAAAGGAUGGAAGCUUUGGAUGAAGAUCACAGUGAUAUAAAGGAGAUCAUAGCCCAAUUGGACUUUUUCUCAACGUUACGAUAUCGCCGAAUCGGAAGCAUCUAUGGUUAUCACUUCGAAGGCGGUCGGCUUUCAAUUUUUCGAACAUUCCUACCGUCUGGAACAGUGGCCGAUCACCUGAAAACUGCUCCUUUGCAGGAAUGCGUCGCCAAACGAUAUUUUCGACACUUAUUAGAAGCACUUGAGUUUCUACACGAACGUAACGUCACUCACGGUGGCAUAAAAACUUCAAAUUUGCUAGUGACGCUUUCUGGAAGCAUCCAGGUUGUCGAUAUUACCUUACCACAUUCUCCCACACAUGACAGCCAUAAAAGGCGAACACUUCUUCAUUGUGCUCCGGAAAUGUUCAAAACGAUGGACUCCUGGUCAGAAAUCAGUCAACCAGCUGACAUUUGGGCCGCAUGUUGCGUUCUUGUGGCUAUGGUUACCCGAUUUGCACCAUUUCAAGACCACUUCUUAUCGCUUUCCACACAAGAAUUGCACGAGAGACUUCUCGAAGCUCAUAAACCUGGAUCACGAUCUGAUUUGAACUACACGAGUCGAACGUUGAUACCGACUUCCAGUAAGGACUUUGCCGAUAUCGUUGAUGCGGCCUAUGAAGAAAAUCCGACCAAGAGGCCUCGAGCCUCAGAGGUAUCAUCUACUUGGAUUAAGUGCUUCUAA
Angiostrongylus costaricensis is the source of this 966-nucleotide messenger RNA. The record is from the annotation of a GenBank genome assembly. NCBI's taxonomy places the organism in Eukaryota, Metazoa, Nematoda, Chromadorea, Rhabditida, Metastrongylidae.